Diorhabda carinulata is the source of this 2786-nucleotide messenger RNA. RefSeq names its product NF-X1-type zinc finger protein NFXL1. Bases 150 to 2699 code for a protein of 849 amino acids. The transcript is spliced from 11 exons. The record is from RefSeq and is a predicted model, not a curated record. NCBI's taxonomy places the organism in Eukaryota, Metazoa, Arthropoda, Insecta, Coleoptera, Chrysomelidae. Gene Ontology annotation, cellular component: nucleus. Gene Ontology annotation, molecular function: RNA polymerase II transcription regulatory region sequence-specific DNA binding; zinc ion binding; DNA-binding transcription factor activity, RNA polymerase II-specific. Gene Ontology annotation, biological process: regulation of DNA-templated transcription.
AAUAUUCCGUGGCAUGUUUGGCAUAUUGACGUGGAAGUGACAGUGAUGUGAGUUUGAAAAUAGUAUAAGUAGUGAUUUCUCAAAUAAGUAAAAUCUACUAAUUAUGUUAUUAGAUGAUAAAGUUUCUCAUAAAAUAAAACAUUCGUAAAAUGCAUAGUCAACCUAAAUCCAAAAAUCCAUGGAAUAAGAAUAUUCAAAAUCCACCAAGAAAAAAUCAAAAUAAAAAUUUGCCGACACCUGGUGAAGUUAAAUUUAAGGAAGCUCAUGCGAAAUUACAAGCGGCCGUGCAAAAACAUAUUACCGAAUAUGAAUCUUCAUCAGAUGAAGAAGAAUUGCUAUCGGAGACGUUAAUAGAUUCUAUUUUGAAAAACUACAGAAGUAAUAAUGGAGAGGAUGAUAACAUAAAUAAGACGCAAACAUUUUUACAGGAAACAUUUUUGUCUGGAACAUCAACUUGUUUAAUUUGUAUUUCUAGAGUUAGAAAAGAAGAUCAGAUAUGGAAUUGUGUCAACUGUUAUGGUUAUUUCCACCUUAUGUGUGUUCAGAGAUGGUCAAAAGACACAAUAACGCAACUAAAAAAUGCCAAUCAAGAACAAAUUAUCGUUAGACAGUACAAAAUAUGUUGGUGUUGUCCAAAAUGUCGUCAUGAAUACGAAACUACAGACAUUCCUACAAAAUAUUUGUGUUUCUGUACCAAAGUUGAAAAUCCAAAGUACGACCCAUACAUUGCUCCUCAUUCUUGUGGUCAGAUUUGCAAAAAACCUUUAAAACCAAAAUGUGGACAUCAAUGCUUACUUCUUUGUCAUCCAGGACCUUGUCCACCUUGUCCUGUAACAGUUAACAUAUCAUGUUAUUGCGGAUCACAACCUCCAAGAAGUCAGAGAUGUAGUAGAAAAGAAUGGUCUUGUAAUAAUGUUUGUGGCAAACCACUAUCCUGCAAUAAACAUUCUUGUCCGAACCUUUGUCACCCAGGUGAAUGUUUACCUUGUCCGAAGAAGAGUAUACAAAAGUGCAUUUGUAAAUCUCAACAAAAGCUUCGUGAAUGUGCAAGUCCUGUUUGGCAAUGUGAUAAGGUUUGUAAUAAGCCUUUGGAAUGUGGACAUCACAACUGUCAGGAAGUAUGCCAUAUUGGCGUUUGCGAUAUAUGUCCUUUAACAAAAGGACGAACUUGUCCUUGUGGUAAAACAUCGUACCAGCUUCCUUGCACCCAAGAAACACCGACGUGUCCAGAUACAUGUGAUAAAAUCUUAGAUUGUGGAAUGCACACUUGUAAUUUGAAAUGCCACAAGGAAAAAUGUGGAAUGUGCCUUGAAACCGUAGAAAAAUAUUGUAGAUGUGGACAGCACAUGAAAGAAAUUCAAUGUUACAAACCGUAUUUGUGCGAAGUUAAAUGUAAGCAAAUGAAGGAUUGUUAUAAACAUCCAUGUAAUAGAAAAUGCUGCGACGGCAAUUGUCCACCAUGCGAAAAACCUUGCGGAAGAACCUUAAACUGCGGUAACCAUAAAUGUAUCUCGAUAUGUCACAGAGGUCCUUGUUAUCCUUGUAACCAAACCGAAGAUGUAUCUUGUAGAUGCGGAGCCACCAAAAUUGCUGUACCCUGUGGACGUAAAAGUAAAACAAAACCUCCAAAGUGCUCCGAAUUAUGUUUGAUUCCGCCUGACUGCCAUCACGAAAAACGAGAUUUGCACAGAUGUCAUUUUGGAGAUUGUCCUCCUUGCAGGCAGAUAUGUAAUAAAGUCCAUGACAAGUGUUCCCAUGUGUGUCCUGCACCUUGUCACUCCGCAGUUCUUGUUAAAAUUGAAGGACAAAAGGCUUCGAUGCCUUGGGAGCAAGUAAAGCCGCAAGUAGUGAGGAAACAGUUGCCAUGUCCCGACUGUGUUGUCAAGGUUCCUGUAACUUGUCUAGGUGAACAUGAAACCACGGAUUGGCCUUGUCAUUUGGCGAAACCUUCAAGUUGUCAUCGUCCUUGCGGUAGGAUUCUAGAUUGUAGUAAUCACAUAUGCAACUUACAAUGUCAUAUAGUUGAAGGAGCUACUGACAGAAUUCAGGCUGGAAUCAACUGUGAACAAUGCGAAGGUAGUUGCGAUAAAGAUCGCCCUGAAGGUUGUACACAUACGUGCCCUAAACCUUGUCAUCCUGGAGGCUGUCCUCCUUGUAAAGUAAUGAGUAGAAUCAAGUGUUAUUGUGGCCUUAAUCAACUAUACGUUUCUUGUGCCGAUUGGUUGAACGUAGACAAGAAAGCAGAAUUACAAACGUGCGGCAAUCAAUGUCCGAAAAGUUAUGAAUGUGGACACAGAUGCAAAGCGAAUUGUCACCCUGGACCUUGUCCGAACCCCGAUCAAUGCAAAAAGAAAGUGAAAGUGACUUGUAAGUGCAAAAGGAUCAAAAAGGAAUUUUCUUGUGAAACCGUUCGAAAAAACGAGGCUUUUGUACCUUGCGAUGAAGUAUGUGAAAUUAAGAAAGAGGAAAAUAAAAAAUUGAAGGCUGCAGCUGAAGAACAAAAGAGACUAGAAGAGGAAGCAAGAAAUAAGAAAGAAUUAGAAAAGUAUCAGAAAAUGUUUGAAGGAAAGAAGAAAAAUAGGGAGAGGAGACGGUAUGAAGAUGAAGUCGAGGAUGGUAUUUUGAAAAAAUAUUGGUAUAUUAUAGUGUCUAUUUUGUUUAUUAUUAUAUCUGUAUUAUUUUAUUCCAUUUUAAUGUGAAUAUAGAUAUAAUCGUAGAAAAGUCGAUUAUAAUUACACACAACCUCAUUGCUAAUUAAUUAAAACGAAAAUAAAAAUUCUAUUGAA